This is a messenger RNA of Trypanosoma cruzi, 801 nucleotides long. RefSeq lists its product as uncharacterized. Gene Ontology annotation, molecular function: nucleic acid binding. The transcript has a single exon. NCBI's taxonomy places the organism in Eukaryota, Euglenozoa, Kinetoplastea, Trypanosomatida, Trypanosomatidae. The record is from RefSeq and is a predicted model, not a curated record. Bases 1 to 801 code for a protein of 266 amino acids.
AUGGAUCCGUCGAAGCGUAUUUGUUUGAAAAACAUCCCGCCGGACUGCACCAAGCGGGAGAUAGCAGAAUUCGUUCGCAGCCGCUCGGGAGCUCAGCCGCAUAGCAUUGACUUGGGGCUUGACAGGGAGGGACGUAUCCGCCGCUAUGCGCAUUUUUCGGUCGAGGGAACGAAAAAUGUUAUUUCUGUGCUCUCCGGUGCCGUAUGGCGUGAAGUGGCGGUGACGGCGCUUCCUGCAAAACCGCACUACAUGUAUCGUCUAGCCGAGGCGCGACGAAAGCGUGAACGGCAGGAGGCGGAGGAGCGGGGAUGCGUGGAGGCCGCAUGGAAGGAACGUACGGCGCGGUGGAUGGAGAAGACGGGCGGUGAGCUGCGGAAUGAAAAGCCACCCAAGUCUUUCUACGCCACGAGGCAGCGCUACGCCGCGGUCGCAUCGGAGAUUGCAAGGAAGCAGCGCGAAGAGCAUCGGACAAAACGCGCCGCGUCGUUGAGCAGCGGAGGUUGUGGCAUGAGGAAACAUCGCCAUCAGAAGGAGGAAGAAGUGGCAGCAGAAGAAGAAGAGGCUCCAGAAAAGAGGCAUCCGCGGCAACGAGGAACGACCCGAAAUAAAUCAAAUCUGCACUACAAGCACUCGCGUGGGGAAGGGAACGUCCCGGUAAGGAGGGAAAAGAAACCGAAUACAGAGGCCCCUGUUGCAGCAACACAAAAAGAAAAGCAACAGCCCACCGGGCCCUCGAAAGAAGAGCGAAAACUUUCAGGACUGCAGGCGAAGUUGGCGGCCCUUCGUGCCAAAAUGAAGUAA